GCAUGUGGUUAAAUAGUGCUUUAUAAGGGUCUCUGUACUUAGAUUUGUGCCUCGAUAUACACCCAGUCUGGUUUUGGCAAUCUGGACCCACUUUAAUAAUCAUUAGAAUUUACUUAUCGAUUACAUUUCAAAAGGAAAUACAUUUCUAAAACGCGAAUGCAGUGAACUUUAAUCGAGAUCAAGCGGGACAUCAAAGAGUUUUGCUGACUGAUAUUUGGACUCGAGGCUGAAGUUCGGAUUGAACUUGUGCCGUUAGUUUGGACUCUGCGCUGAGGGGCGCGGCGGCGGAUGGAUACGAGCUCAUGUGAUGCGGUUACUGUUUGGUUUGACGUGAUACUCCUCUGUUCUCCAAAACUUUUGAACGAUUUAUCGUGUAACCGAUCAGUCUCGACAUCAAAUGAAGAAGAGUGAGACAAUGUUCUACUAAAUUGAAAACGUGAGCUCCUCCAUUGCGAUUUACUGCGCUCACAGAAGCACUUCAGACCGGACCACCUCAGCACGAUGGAGUUUCAGUUUUUCGCAUCUCUUUCCUGUAUGAGGCAUUUCUUCGAUUCUCAUGCAUUGUACGCAGUUCACCAUUUCAACCGAAAUACAGCAAAUUGUGGCGGCAUAGAUUAUUCCCAGGAAGACUCCCCUCAUUUGCACAGCAGGCUUAAGAGCUCCCUCUUUCCUACUGGCUAACGAAGGCCAAUCAUAGGUGGAGGGAGGAGUCUGCACAGACGUAGGACUAAAUUGAUUGGAUGACAAAAACUUUUGACGCUUACCCAAACUCAACUUCCACGGAAUCCUCUCCUGGUUCCUCUAUCCCACCUUCACCUCUGGAGCAUGAUGUCCAAAUGCCCUCCGACUUGGAGGUUAUGACCACUCUUCUUAAAGAAGAACUGGCUCAACUGGAGGAUUAUUACCUGUAUGAAUCGACACCUAUGAAAUUGGAGAAAUGGCAAAAAUGUGACAAAAGCUUACAAGCUAUGGCUACACAGUCAUACUAUCAGUUGCCCUGCGCUUCGUACAAUGUAAACCAACCUGAAACAAAUCCCAGGCUGGUUUCCCUGGCAACUGGAGAUCUCGACCUGCGAGGCUUUUGUGGGGGCUCCAUGAGCCGACCGAAAAUGUCUCGACCCGGCCCCUACAGCUACAUUCGGACACACUGCAAUAGCCAAAGAAUAUCAGCGAAUAGAUGUAAAGACGUCGAGGUGUUUGAGAAGGAAAUGUGGACUUUCAAAGGGACUCAUUCAGGUUACGCAGAGUUGGCUUUUGACCAGUGCUCUGUUGACAAAUCCUACGGAAAGAGCCACGCGAGCACAAAGAAGGUUCGAGAAUGUGCCAUACUGUUGAAGGAAGAAGAAAAAAGUUGCUUCACGGAAGAUGUGUUUUACCGAGCGGAGAUGAUGAGAAGUUACGAUCUCGGUGGGUCCCUGGAAUCCCACCACAGGCGAGAGGGCCAGAGCCAUGGGAUGAAGAUGCUCAGCCACGACGGGAUUGCGAUGCCCAUUUUGCAGUGCACCGAGAGCGAGAGCUGUCCACCGUAUAAACAAUCCGAAGUAGCCGAGUGCUACUUUCAUCAGAUUACUGCCAAUUUAGAGCCAUAUCAAGGCUUCAUGAAUGAAAUCGAUCAGCCAAUUAGAACUGGGGCUGUUGAUAUCCAGAAUAAUGACUACUUGCACCACGAUUGCCUUGGAGAUCAAAGCUUUGAAUGUCUGUCCGGAGACAGUGUUGGGUCCUCUUUGGAGUUGCCUGUCCAGAAACCACUACAAAGGUCACGGGAAAGUCAGUGUGUUUUUAAACCAGAUGUUAAAGUAGGUUCCUUGGAGAGAAACCAUGGAGAACGCAAGCAGAAGAAGAGGGAUCAGAACAAGUCCGCUGCCCACAGGUACCGUCAGCGUAAGAGGGUGGAGCUGGACUGUUUGGAGGAGGAGCUUCAUGGUUUGGAAGGGCGGAACAGAGAACUUCGGGACAAAGCAGAAUCUGUAGAGAGAGAGAUUCAGUAUGUGAAAGACCUCCUGAUUGAAGUCUACAAGGCUCGCAGUCAGCGCUUAAAAGAGGAUUCCAGUGCCUAAACCGUCUCUUACCAGCAUUUCACUUAUACCAGGCUCUGACAGCAUGUUUUAUGCUCUAAAUAGUUAGUACAAAAAAAAAACAAGAGCUCAUGUAUUAAAAUGGUUGUGUUUUUCCGAAAGCGAAAGCCGCAUGGUUUCAUGAAACUGAGAGCAUAAUAUCUGAAGCACUGUGAUGAUAGCCUUGAAUACAUUCUAAUGACCUAGCUUGGUAUUUCAAUUUACAGUGAUAUACAUAAUGAAAAGCUGCCCGUCAAGAUUUGACUGAAUUUCACAUGGGACAUUACAUUUCUUUAACCCUACUGGUUUGUUUUUUGUGAACGAAAUCUGUGCUACAUUUAUUGAAAGAUAUUCUGUACAGGCUUGCUCCAUUCUUUAUUUAUCAUGAAAAAUCAUGCUUCAACAUAAUGAGAAUUUGUAACAAUGUAGCGACAUGGUCGAAAUUCUUACUAUUGUAAUAAUGCAAAUUCAGUGCAAUGUAAAAUGUCACCUUUUUGUUGUCUGUCUUUUUUUUGGAUUUAUAUUUUCAUGUAUUUCCUUAUAUUUCUCCUUUAUUUGUGAAAUAUCUCAUGUAAUUAUGUUUAGAAUACAGGAGAAACAGCUUUUGCAGUUAUAAUUAAAUUGCUUUAAAAUAUAUUAUACAUGAAGGUUUAUAGCAUAUUGAUGACAGAUUUUUUUGGCUCAGGUAUGGAAUGCAUGUCUAAUACAUUGAAAAGCAUGUUGGGUUACAAUUUAUUGCAUGACCCAAAAUAUGAAACGAAUGCUUUUGUGCAUUAUGACAAUAUGUAGAAUUUUUAUUUUGCCCAUUCAUUUUAUUCUCAUUAACAUAGUGCUUUAAAAUAUGUGAUUGUUUUUGUAAAAUUUAUAAUCAGUGUAUGUAAUCAGUAUGAGAUUGUUUUUAAUGCAGGUUUGCGGAAAACAAUCACUGUCAUUUGCUACAGGACUUUAAAAUUCUGAAGAAUUUGAAUGAUUUCAACGUAUUUGAACAGGUGCCCAUUACUACAGUAGUAUAUGGUGCCUCUGAAAACAGACAAGUGUAGCAAAUCUGAAUGCAUUUAUUUCUGCAGAUUGUAAUGUGUUUCAGAAUCUACCAACACUUGAUUAAUAAAUACAAAUUAUAUUGU
Molecule: messenger RNA, 3178 nt
Organism: Sinocyclocheilus rhinocerous
Lineage: Eukaryota; Metazoa; Chordata; Actinopteri; Cypriniformes; Cyprinidae
Exons: 4
Coding region: 741-2057 (438 amino acids)
Biological process (GO): regulation of transcription by RNA polymerase II
Cellular component (GO): nucleus
Molecular function (GO): DNA-binding transcription activator activity, RNA polymerase II-specific; RNA polymerase II transcription regulatory region sequence-specific DNA binding
Source: RefSeq, a predicted model, not a curated record